AUGAAAUCCGGCAACAAGAUCAGCCAAAUAGUCCGUCUAAAACAAGUAGUCCAACGGUGGCGUCGCCGCACCCCUUCAGCCGGCUCACUAGCGGUUUACGUGGGUGCUGAACGCCACCGGUUUGUUAUUCCUACACGCUUUCUCAAACUACAUGUGUUCGUGUCGUUACUAAACAAAGCGGAGGAGGAGUUCGGGUUCCAAACCACUGGCGGGCUCGUGCUACCAUGCGACGUCGUUACUUUUAAUAAGUUGUUGAAAGGCCUCGAUAGAGACGAGCGAGGUGUGGGAGAUUUAGAUAUCGAUUGUUUUACCGCCAAGUGUUCCGAGUUGGUUGGGGAAUUUAGUUCGUCUUGUAAAGUGUUUGAGUCUCAUAGCUUCACUUUGCUAUUGCAGAAAAGCUAA
This is a messenger RNA of Helianthus annuus (common sunflower), 402 nucleotides long. Its product is annotated as auxin-responsive protein SAUR50. The record is from RefSeq and is a predicted model, not a curated record. Bases 1 to 402 code for a protein of 133 amino acids. Lineage: Eukaryota; Viridiplantae; Streptophyta; Magnoliopsida; Asterales; Asteraceae. Gene Ontology annotation, biological process: response to auxin. The transcript has a single exon.